AUGUGGACACCAUUUGGAAUCAAUCGAUUCCAUUUCUUAUUACUAGUCACCUGGCAAUUCACCAUGUAUUUUGCAUCCCAAAUGAUAUUCUCGAUCUUUGCCAAUUAUUACCCACGAUGGCAGCAACCAGAUACCCUAGCAUAUACAAAGGACUGUGGAGUAUACAAUAUGUACAACGGUACUACCGUAGCGCUGGAGCCCCCCGCUUAUUCAUCGGCUGCCCUUGAAUUUCAUUGGAUUUGCCAAACAGAAUACUUCCAAACCUUCUUCUCGCAGGCUGUAUUUGCUGGUGUUCUUCUGGGAACGUUUUCGUUUGGAACAAUCUCCGAUGCUUUCGGAAGGAAACCAAUAGCCGGAUUCGCGCUAUGCCUUGGCGCUACUAUGAACUUCUUAAUGGCGCUUGCCCCAAAUAUCUACUUACUUUUGCUUGUGCGCUUUUUCAUGGGCCUGUCAAUUGGUGGUUCCCUGGUUGUCGUGUGUACCUAUGUCAUGGAGAUGCUUGAGCCUCAACAGCGAAUGGCACUACGCGCUUUCAUUAAUUGGGGAGUAGCCCGUUUGAUGCUUACAAUCGUUUGCUACGAAUUCCCGGAUUGGAGAACAUCGUCUAUGAUUAAUGCAGCAAUGGUCACUCCAGCCAUUCUCCUUGUCGUAUUCCUCUUUCCCGAAAGCCCCAACUGGCUUCACCACAAGAACAAAAAUGAACAACUGGUACAAAGCGAGAAGAAGAUCGCCAAGCUUGCCGGUAUCCCGUAUACGCCCGGUGUCCAUAGACCGGUCGAACGAUCGAAGAACUUCUUCGAAAUGCUAAAAACUGGAGGACUCAAGAAACGUCUAGCUGUUUUGUGGACUAUGUGGUUCUCGGCUUCGAUCUGUGGAUACGCGACCGAUCUAAACUCAAGUACUAUCUUGGGCGAUCUUUAUUGGAACCAAGUUGUCUUCUCUGUACUGAUCGCUGUCUCAAAAAUGGUUCUUGUGGUGGUUGAUGCGAACUUUGCCUGGUUUACCCGACGGCGACUUCAUCAAGGAAGUCAAGCAGUCGUUUGUGUCUGCUUCUUGAUUUUGACGAUUAUGACUGUUUUCAAUCUUUAUUUGGACUCGAUCGCAUUCCUUGUGAUCAACGUGAUUGGUACCGUAUUCAUUGAAUAUACUUGGGAUGCUUGCUACCUAUGUGCCGUCGAAUCAAUCGAAACUUCUAGCAGAGCUUCCGCCACCGGCUCCUGCUCCUUUGUUGCUCGAAUCGGUGCUCUUAUUGCCCCUGUGCUGAAACUCCUCAACCAAAAAUGGGCCCCAUCCCUCUACCUCAUCGUGACUGUCGUCGGAACCAUCAACCUCAUCGUCUCCUACACCUUGCUCAUUGAAACUAAGAACGUCGACCUGGAUAGGGUGACAAGCGGCGGGCAUACCGCUGAAGAAAGCCCUAUGCUCGAAAAGGAGGGGAAGAAAGAUGUGGAA
Molecule: messenger RNA, 1452 nt
Organism: Mesorhabditis spiculigera
Lineage: Eukaryota; Metazoa; Nematoda; Chromadorea; Rhabditida; Rhabditidae
Source: the annotation of a GenBank genome assembly